AUGUCUCAACACUCAAACCGUCAUCCAACAGACCAGUCUGGUCUGAAAUAUAUCAUCAAUCAUGUGUACUGCCCCCUCAAGUUGCCGCAAGACAGUGACCAUUCCCUCAAGAACGACCUAGCCUUAGCUCAGGCGGUUGUGGACGCUGCUCUUGCCUUCAGCGAGCAGCUGCCGUCCGAUAAGCAACUCCUUUGGAUGAGCAGCUUGAAAAUGCUUCAGAACCUUAAAGAUUCGGUCAGAUUUAGCGUGAUGUCUGCAAAGGAAGUCGAAUCUCAAAUUAGUGUCAUGGACAAUAAAGAUGUUCUUGUAUACAUGAUUCGCGCACAAAAUGCUGCGGUGGUCAUGAGAAAACUCGAAUCCGACACCAUAUUUGAAUCAUUCGAGAUGUCUCCUGACCCUACCGCAGUGAUGGGCGCAAAGGGAAAGCUGAUUUGUUCUUAUCCUGGACCUGCUAUCACAGUUCCGGAUACGAACAUUGAUAAUGCUACCUUUCCCGCCGAGCUCGCGAAUUUUCUCGUUCACAUGGAUGAAGAUGUCCUUGAUGCGGCAGCGACGAGGACAAAAGCCAAAUCCACUAUUCUCGAAGAGAGGGAUACAACGCAUCCCCGAUAUAUCACAGAACUCCUGACUGGUAUAUUGCGUGGCCUCGGGAGCAUCGCUGAUGUUCCUCGCAUCCGCAAGCGCAUCGGAGAUGACGUGCUGUGGGACAGCGCGAAAUUGCCGUGGAGGCGAUCUCCACUUUGGCUUGUUACUCGCGUUGCCUUACAGACGACUCUGGAGCGCAGUGCUCUUGGACGAACGACGUAUAAAUCGUUCAUCUUGUUCUUCAUGGCGAGGCUCACGACCAUUGCCCUCGACCAUGACUUGUCGAAUGACAUCUUACACUUUAUGUCGGCAAAGAUCGCACGUCGUCUUUUCAAGCUUAGAUCCUCUGCAUCUCCGGAGUUGUCGCAGAUGCUCCAUAAGGUCACCAGUGAUGUAAGGCGUAUCCUGGAGGAAAGAUGGGGAUCUGUUCAGGGCGCGCAACGGGCCUCGCCUCAUUGGGCUCCUGAGACACUCCGAGUCUUGCAGGAUACCCAUCUUUCCUUGAACACGAGUCGAGAGUACAUACGUCAAGCUUUGCAGAACGAGCAUUCAUCCCCCAAAACAACCUCAUUCUAUCCCAGCCACCACACGCGCGGGACAAUUGAUGAUUUCCUUGACGCUGAAACUAGCUUCCUGGUAGCUGUUUAUGCCUCAGAACCAUCUCUUGCCCUCGCCGAUUUCGAGACCGCCAUUAGUUCAGGGAUCGACGACUGGGUGGCGCGCGUUCCACUCCAGAGUAUUGAUUCUGUAUGCGUCUCGAUUGAGGCAUGCGCCUCUGCGUACUCCUCGAGAGCGCUUACGACUUAUAAAGGAAACCCGGAGAAUUUAUCUAUCAUGCUUCUCACCCUUUUUGAGCUCUGGGUAGCCAUGGAUAAGAUCGUUGUUGGACAAAUUCCACUCCUGGCAGAAUACUCCCCCGAAAUCCCAUUGACACUUUGGGAAUGUCUUUUAAUCCGCAAAGCUUCUGGCCUUGAUCGUUUGAAGAAGUUGCACGCCUACCUGAAAUCUCGUCAUUGCCAGGCUUCUAGCCGUCUGUCAGCAUUCUCGUUCACCAACGAUGACAAGUCGUUCUCGGCGCGAUAUUUUUCCCAGUCACCAAAGCUACAGAGUUUGAAGGUUCGCAUUGAGGCAGAUGGUCAGAAACAGCGGGAGAAGAAGUUGAUUGAGCUCCAAACCAUCAAUGGGAGGUAUACUGAUAAGGAGAAGCGUGCGGAAAAUCUAUCGCACACAUACCGCGUCUCUUCACGUGGCAAGCAAGUGCAUGAGCCCCCCCGGAAAUGUGACAAGUGUCGCCUGGAAAAGGAAAUGCGGUCGAUGAAUAUUACGGUUCACGAGUGGCCACUACCAGCCAGUGAAAAGGAGGCGAUCGCGGUGGUGUUUGAACUAGGGUGCCCCAUCAUGUUGGACAUGUGGAGAUCUACGACAUUCCAUGUCCUCGUUGAUGUCUGUACUCCACAGGAAGAAAUCUCACACACUAACGCCUUCAUAAUACUGCCGGACUAUCAUGCGUUGCAGCGUUAUCGCCAGCGUCAUCCAAGGCAGAGGCUGACUUUGGCAUCGAAUGCCAAACCAUUCACCAAAUGUCACUACAAGACCGUUCGCAUUCCCACGGAGGAUGUUGACAGCGUCUGUGUGAAUAAUGGGCUCGUAUUCCAGCCUUUCGAUACAGUCACUGCCACAUGGACCGCCAAUGUAUUACAGCGCUGUGAUUCUAGCAAAUCAUGCACUUUCCUCGUUCCCAAGGGACCAUAUGAUGGUUUGCAGCAGUACCUUGCAGGGACAUCCCACACGUCAAACGAGGUUAUAGCCAAUCAGGCAGAUUGUCACAAGGACAUGACUAUACACGAAUUCAUCGCGUUCGGAGCCUUGCGGACUGGACCUCGUUUGCAAUGGAUGAACGUGCUACGUGAACUCCGUGCAAGGACGCUCAAUUUUCGACGCGAAGAGGUCCAUCUACUGUUGGCGCAAGCUGUUUCACAGGUUGGCCCAUUUUCGUCCGACGAUGGCCUUAUUUGGCACGAGGAAUUGAACAGCGUGCCCUUCCUGGGUGCACUACUCGGAGAGCUGGAGGAUUUGAUGGCGAGCGUUGAAGGGAAUUGGCUGGAAGCUGUUACGAUCGACACUAUCAUCAUGCUUGUGUGCCGUGUCUUGUCCUCCACUCAGGAAGAGAGUAUCAAAAUUCGCGGAUAUUUGUUGCUUCGGAGGAUACGAACUGCGACUUUUACGUUGCUGACGCAACUAUCGGGGAAAAUGCAAGCUGGCAACGAGGAGACGGACUUACAAGGGCGCGUUCGAGAUAUGGCAGUCACCUGUCGCAGCACUUUCGAUGUCGACGGAGACGCUUCACUGCUCCUGACGUCGAACGAUGACAUCAAGAUAUUUGCAUAUUGUGCGGUCAUGAUUUAUGACAACACUCCAAGCCAAUUGAGCAAUUUUUCGCAACAUUCCAAGCUACUGCUAGAGCGAGACAAGAGAUGUUGCCACGCAUUAGAACCAGCUAUUCGUCGAUAUGCAGAGCUUCACAGGGAGGGUCUUGAUUGCGCGAUUGCCAAGAUUUGGGGCAGUUACAGACCAGGAACUCCUUGGAGGGCACUGAUGGCUCCAAAUUCUCGUUGGCUUGCGACACAGACUGCGCCAUCGUAUUCCCAAUCGCCACAGGACGUGCACAUCAAUUUGAUUAGCGGAUGCUUACUUGUUGACGGGAAGCAGCUGGGCAGGCUCCCUUCAAUGAUAGUGCAACAUCCCACUUACCAAUCGAUUUUCGGCGAUCAAGUUCUGGACAUCGUUCCAGCUGAUAUUCCUGGAAUGGAAUAUGCGACACGGGGGAACUUCUAUGACUAUCAGGUAUCUUUCUCUCUCUGUGACUCGAACGAUCUUAUUAUUCGUGCGAAGCAUAUCAAACAUGACUCACCCAUCCUCCAGCUCAUUCCGAGCCACAAAUUCGUGGAUGACCUACCGACCAACUUGGUCGUGGGUCAUACUCAUUGGCUUAACCUGCGCACGAGCGAAAUUGAGAUUCGGGCCGCAGAGAAUGUGUGGAAAUCUUCGCCUGAUAAUUGGGUCUUGACAUUUGCUGUUUCGGGUUCCUCGGCGGUGCAGAAUUCCAGUGGUGCUACCCUUGUCGACAUACGCAGCCAAACGUGGUACAUGAUCUCCAAGAGGCUGCACCCUCUAGAGGAUGCACGAUUCAUCAUGGUCACGUAUAAUACAGCAUCCGGCGGCACAGCCUUAUUGAAGGCUGAUUUGCCUCGAUAUGGCCUCGAGUUCUUUGUCGAUGAGGAAGGGGAAUUGCAGUCCCGUAACAUGCGCAACAUGGUCGUUGAUGUCAUUCAAUCUACUGGCACCUUGUUUGGAUUAGUCAAUCAACUCAUCUUGCGCCCGAAGUUGCAAGUCGCAGAUGAGCAUCCGCGCACCGUCAUCAUCCCAGAUGGUCGUGUCUCAUACUCUGCGAAUGGUCAUCAUGUCCGCGUCACCAUCGCUCCUGAAGGUACUCGGGUGACAUAUCAGUUGUACAGGGUUGAUACAGAUCUACGCUGUCUCACUGGGAACGUGGGUCUGACAAGUAAGCUCUAUCAGGCGCUCCUUCACGCUGUUACCAGCGGCUGCCUCCCUGAUCCCCUGACAGGCAGAACAGGGACAGAGGAGGCAUUGCAUCUCUUGCAUUCUGCAGCUUGCCGAUCGUUUAUGAGGCUUCGCUCGCGUGACACAGAUCUUUUACGCGAGAUCAGUUCUCUGUCAACCAAGCGCGUCUGGUAUCCCAUUCAUCUUCAAAAAAUGCAGACAAUUUCGUGGUCAUGCCUUGUGCCCCUUGCACAACACCAUGGUUUUCAUCCAGCCGCAAAAUCUAUCAUGGAUUAUGGCAUGCAGCUUGCAACUUUCUCAGAAGGGUCUGCAAACCCUCCGCUCACCUAUGAGCUUCCGCAGUUCACUGACCACCUUCUUGAGCGCGCGUCAGUUCGUGCCUCGGCAAUCUAUCCUAAUCAGUUCUCUCUUCCACUUUCGCCCGGUGAUACGGACGUUAUCUAUGCUUCACGUGAUAUUCCCGACAAAGUCGCGGAAGAGAGGGCAUUCCAAACUGCCUUCAUGGUCUACCAGUGGCCAAGCAGCCUUCCAGUGCAAAAAAAUCUCCUUAGUUUGUUGACUCAGUGGAAAGAUGUCCAGGGCAUUGGCGAACCGUUCAGUUUGCAAUACUCCAAAGACUGGCUUCAACCGACUUUUCCCGACGUCUUCCUUCCUGCGUACAAUUGCUCUCGGAGUGCUACGAAGAAAGACAGAUUCCAGUUGGUGUUCACUCUGGCUUCAGUAUCAUACAGCUUGUUGGACGAUUACGCCCUCGUCCCGACACUCUUAGCCUUCGCCACGAUUCCCGAACUUCGCAGCCUGGAUUGCCUCCCAGACUUCACCUCCUAUGAUCUCUCGGAUGGUUUCAUGCCGUCCGAUGAGAGAUUGAAUAAUAUCAUCAAUUCGUGUACCAGAGAUUAUGAAACCAGCGAGGAGAGCAAGCUAGCUGCGAGUUCCGAGGAAGAUGAAAAGACUCUGUGGAAGCGUCGUUAUGCAGCUUUCAAAGAAAAGUGUCGCUCUGAAAAGCAAGUCAUUCUCAAUCAAGUUCGGGACGCUUGGCCAUGCGAAGAUCCUCCGUCACUUGAUACUCUCCAAGUGAACUACUACGAUCUGAAUGAACUGUCGGGGAAACUUUACUCGGUAUUCUGUAGCUGUUGGCGAAAUUAUCGUUUGAAGCAACACCUGGAGGUCGUGCAGCAGAUUCUCAAAAAAUGCUACGCUCCCAAUUGUCCGUCAAAAGGACCCUCACAAUACAAUCUCGAUUCCCAUUUUGAACUCUCGGAUGUUGCUUCGUCAUCCUCAUUCAUCGAUGCCCGGUACCUUUUCGAUCGAGAUGCGCCUGGUAUAUCCAUGCAUGGGUCUUCCAAAGUUCUUCACACUUUGAGUCGGAGAGAUUUCAUAUCUCCAGACUCUCGAGUCACAGCGAGGUUGCAACAGCUGAUCAACGACUUUCGCGCCCGAGGAAGUGACAAGUUUUGCCGCAAAUACGCCGAUGAUCUGGACCAGAGCAGGUCAAUUUACUGUGAUGAAAAGAUCGUUGCUCUACCAGAUUCUACGCCAUACACGAUGGAAUUACUGCUCGAGUACCAUUCUCUCCAUAGCCGGCAAUUCCAAGAUUCACUCGCAUCUAUCUCAUACGCCCUCUCCCCUGCCUCUGCUGCUGAAAACACAUUAUACAAUGCUGGAUUAUGGCCUCGAGUUACACCAAAUUUCCUCUUCACUCGCAUGGCUUCUGCAGCAGGAAGUUCUUUGGGGGAGGCCUGGCGUGAUACUCUUGUCCGGCUGUCGCAGAUACUUUUGCAACUGCAACGCUCGCGAAGGCUGUUGGUGUUUGCCGCUAACAAAAACUGGGUCGAGUUCUUCAAGGAAUUGGAGAGCGAAGAAUGUGAGGGAUUUGAUCCAGAGCUGUACCCUGACUGGCUUUUAAUACAGAUUGAGGGUCGGUUCUUGGCACGGCCAGUCCAGGUCAAGGUUGCGCUGGAGAUGAUAUCGCCAUGCACAGGAGGAAAUACUUCUCUGCAGCUGAACAUGGGCGAGGGCAAAUCCUAUGUCAUUGUUCCUCUCGCAGCAGCCGCACUUUCUGAUGGCCACAGACUAGUCCGAGUAAUCGUGCUGAAGUCGUUGUCGGCUCAAAUGUUCCAACUCCUGGUUGAACGACUAAGCGGCCUUGCACAGAGGCGCAUUUUCUAUAUUCCAUUCUCCCGCGCACUCUCUAUUGACUCAUCGAAGAUGCAAAUGUAUCGUGACUUGAUGCAAGAAUGCAUGGAUGCCAAGGGCAUUUUGGUCGUGCAACCGGACCAUAUUCUGUCGUUCCAGCUGAUGGUUAUUGACCGUCACCUGUCCCCUCAGACUGAAGCUGCUGAAGAUAUGCUUCAGACUCAGCUAUGGCUCGACAAUCACGCACGCGACAUCCUGGAUGAAAGCGAUGAAAUUCUGCAUGUCCGCUACCAGCUGGUGUACACUGUGGGUCUCCAAAGGUCGCUUCAAGGUCAUCCCGAACGGUGGACGACGACACAACAAGUGUUAAGCUUGGUCGCGAAGCACACUGUUCGGCUCAUGAGCAAAUUUCACUCAUGUUCAGAAGUGUCCACUCAGGAUGUCAUCAAUGGCGCGCUUGAAAACAUCAGCUUCGAUCAAGCAUCGCCCCACGUGAAAGAAGCUGUUUGCCGCUUUAUCGCAAUUGAGCAUAUAUCCAACACUUGUGUCAGUGUAGUGGAGGAUCGCUAUAGAGACACUAUCAUAUGGCCCAGCCUUCUAGUCUUGCGAGGAUUGCUGGCGUACGGUAUCUUGGUGUACGCCAUCAAAGAACGUCGCUGGCGCGUGGAUUAUGGCCUUGCCCCAAACCGAACUAUGCUCGCUGUUCCAUUUCGCGCUAAAGACAUGCCCUCGCAGCGAGCAGAAUUUGGCCAUCCGGAUGUUGCUGUCAUCCUUACGUGCCUCUCUUACUAUUAUGGGGGCCUCACGCUCCAGCAGCUGAUGUUGUGCUUCGAGCUCCUGCUAAAGCAGGAUAAUCCCGCCCUCGAGUAUGAAUCCUGGAUAGCUAGACUUCAAUCCGUCCCAGAAAGUCUGCGCCACCUUAGCGGAAUCAAUACGGAAUCUGCAGAGCAGCUCCAAGAUCUUCAGAAAUUAUUUGCAUGCAACAAGGCAGUCAUAGACUUCUACCUGUCCCGAGUAGUUUUUCCGAAAGAAGCGAAGGGAUUCCCCAGAAAGCUCACCUGCUCCGGAUGGGAUCUCGCCCAAGAGAAGGGACAUCUCACAACUGGCUUUUCUGGUACCAACGACAAUCGUUAUUUGUUACCGAGCUCAAUAGUCCAGCAUGAUCUUGAUUACCAACGCAGCACGAAUGCCCGAGUCCUGGCGUUGCUUCUGCGCCCGGAGAACAAUUGCUACACAUGCAUACCCCCCGGCCAAAAGGUAUCACACUUCAUUGAUGCCCUUAUCGCACAAACCCCCGAGGUCCGCGUGCUCUUGGAUGUGGGUGCGCAGAUGCUGGAAUUGAAGAAUCAGGAAUUGGCCGAGACAUGGCUUCGAGCCAAGCUUGACGCUCAAGCUGCAGUCUUCGUGAAUGAUGAUGAUGAAAUUGUCGUUGUUAGUCGGGAUGGGACAGUGGAACCCCUUGUGUCGUCCCCCUUUGCCCAGCAGCUUGAUCAGUGUGUGAUAUAUCUAGACGAUGCGCAUACUAGAGGAACAGAUGUCAAACUUCCUUCCGGCUUCCGGGCUGCAGUCACGCUUGGUCCGAAAGUCACGAAAGACCGCCUGACGCAAGGAUGCAUGCGAAUGCGGAAGGUGGGCAAUGGACACUCGGUCAUGUUCUUCGCUCCGACGGAAGUUGACCGAAGCAUCCGUUCGGCGACUCAGAAAGCUGAUUCCGACGAUGUCGACGUGGCAGAUAUCUUGUACUGGGCGAUGCUCGAAACUUGUUUUGACAUCCAGAUGCGUGCAUUCCACUGGGUUCAACAGGGAUCGGAUUUCAACACACGGCAUUCCGCAUGGACUCAAUUCUCGCGCGCCCCUGCCACUUCGAUUGCCACCCUUGAAACUGCCUGGUUGCAGCCAGAGGAGCGUUCAUUAGAGGAUAUGUACGCACCACGCAGUCCUUCACAGGUAUCACACGUUUGUGAUGCAGACAUUCGAGGGAAGUGCGAGGAGCUCGGAGUUCUAAUGGGACCUGAAAGGAGCAUGGGUGAGGAACAAGAAAGGGAGGUAGUCCACGAGGUAGAGAAGGAACGUCAAGUUCACAGACCGCCCAAAGUAAGGCCUGCGGUUCAGGACCUGCAUGCGGAUGUUCGUCGAUUUGUCCAAACCGGCCGAAUUCCUACAGGGUCUCCCGCAUUCAUUCCAGCGCUAUCCAGCCUUGUCGACACUACCACUGAAUUUCAUGAAGGCGAUCAGUGGGCAAACAAUAUUUUAGUCACUCGUGAUUUCGCCCAUACGGUGGAGACUUUUCUUACCAGGAAGAAAGCAGAUGAAUACCUGCGGCCCGUCAAUUGGAUUGUAUCCAGUGACGUUGGAGUGCUGGUAGUCAUGAGCCCGAACGAAGUGAACAUACUGCUGCCCGAUAUCCGGAACAGCAAUGUAGUUCACUUAUGUGUCUAUACUCCUCGCACCGCAAACACGAUGAAGGCAUGCGAUGAUCUUCAACUCUACCGCAUUCCUUCGAUGCCACAUCUGACACCACCGGAGCCGCUGAUUUGCCAGCUCAACCUUUUUGCGGGUCAACUCCAGUUACGAGAUGUAUCUCCACACUUGCAACUUCUUAGGGCUCAACGCGCCGGAUUUGGGAGAUGA
Suillus subaureus is the source of this 8934-nucleotide messenger RNA. RefSeq lists its product as uncharacterized. Lineage: Eukaryota; Fungi; Basidiomycota; Agaricomycetes; Boletales; Suillaceae. The record is from RefSeq and is a predicted model, not a curated record. The coding region runs from base 1 to 8934 and encodes 2977 amino acids. The transcript is spliced from 7 exons.